AUGGCGACACGACGAAGAAUCGGAGUAGCAGCUAUUCAGAAAAAGCAGGAAACAGCUAACAAGUUCGCUGCUAAAGGAGAUCAGAUGGCCGGAGAGCAACUUGUGCAGUUCUCGCAACAACUAGAUCAAUUAUCGGCAGGACUGGAAAUGUUCGCUCAACGGCAUCGUGAUGAGAUAAAAAAGAAUUCGCAGUUUCGUCGCUAUUUUCAAGAGAUGUGUUCCAGUGUUGGAGUCGAUCCGUUGGCUUCUAGCAAGGGGUUCUGGGCAAAAGCUCUCGGAUUUGGAGACUUCUACUACGAGCUUGGCAUUCAGAUUGUCGAAAUCUGCCUUUCUACAACUCAUAUUAACGGAGGUAUCAUGACUGUCGAAGAAAUUCGCAACAGGCUGAUGAGAACACGGUCCAGAACUCGCAAAGACACUAUUUCAACCGAUGAUAUUCUUCGCGCAGUCGACAAGCUGAAAGUACUUGGUAACGGAUUCGAGCUUGUUCCACUUGGCGGAGGCCGGUUUUUAGUGCAAUCAGUCCCUGGAGAACUGAGUAUGGAUCAUUCGAGAGUUCUUCAAUUGGCUGAAGAUGCUGCAUAUGUUACAAAAGAAUUGAUAAUAGACAAAUUGAGAUGGGACGAACCACGUGCAACAUCGGCAUUAGAGCAUCUAGUGAAAGAAGGUCUUGCUUGGACGGAUGAACAGGCAUCUGACACAACACAAUAUUGGUUCCCGUCGCUUUUCCUUCAACAAUACUGUCAUUCUUCGUCGAGCACUUCCGUUUCUGAGUCGUUGCACAGCAUGAGCUUCAACAAUUAUCAAUAA
Caenorhabditis briggsae is the source of this 810-nucleotide messenger RNA. It is a transcript of the gene Cbr-vps-22, whose product is annotated as Protein CBR-VPS-22. Gene Ontology annotation, cellular component: ESCRT II complex. Gene Ontology annotation, biological process: protein transport to vacuole involved in ubiquitin-dependent protein catabolic process via the multivesicular body sorting pathway. The record is from RefSeq and is a predicted model, not a curated record. The transcript has 6 exons. The coding region runs from base 1 to 810 and encodes 269 amino acids. NCBI's taxonomy places the organism in Eukaryota, Metazoa, Nematoda, Chromadorea, Rhabditida, Rhabditidae.